GCUGGACGCGGAGGAACCGAGGAACUAACCCGGAGGAGACGCUGCUCUCUGCGGGAUUAAUCGCCACAGGGUCGCCGCGGGAGGACCGGAGUCAGGUCGGGCAGCGAUAGCGAUGUUCCGGGGACUCGGUGGUCCCCCUUCGGAGCGGACUGGGUCUCUCUGUGUGAUGGCAGAAGUCCAGUGAGUCGCUGGCCUCUCCUCCUCCUCCACCUCCUCCUCCUCCUCCUCUCGGGGAGUCUCCACAUUGCUCCAGCGGGUUUAUUGUGAAUCGCUUGUUUCCACGGAGCCGCUCGCCGCCAUGGCCGGAGCGGGGCUCGGGAUAGGAGUGGGUAGCUAAGUCGGGAAUAUGUGUUUCAAUGGGACCGCAACAAGCAGAACGUGAGGAUUCUCUAACCCUUGCCCCCAAGUCCCAACCGUCUGAGAGGGUGUCGGACCUCACUGAGGAAAUCCUGGGCCGUUGGCACUAAAAUGUCCCUAAGUGGUGGCACUGCAGGCGGGAAAGGUGUGGACUCUAAUGCGGUGGACACUUACGACAGCGGGGAUGAGUGGGAUAUAGGUGUUGGAAAUCUGAUUAUUGACCUUGACGCUGACUUAGAGAAAGACAAACUCGAGAUGUCUGGUACCAAGGACGGAAUGACGGCGCCACCCAGUGCCGUGGCAGCGUUGCCUGACAACAUCAGGUUUGUUAGCCCAGUGUCUGGCUCUCAAGGCAAGGAGAGCAAAUCCAAAUACAAGCGCAGCAAGAACUCUAAAGACAAUAGUAACAAAGCUUCUGCCGGAGAGGGGGGUAAAAAAGAAACGGCCGGACGGACUCAGGGGGAGCCGGCAGGUACAGCAGCGAUCGCAGGAGCUGCUGGCGGUAAUUCCACCUCUGGGAGGAACAUGGAAAAAGGGGGCAAAGCCUCCCGAGGGGUUCUAGGUGGUAAAAAGGAGAAGGAAGGGGCUGGUGGGAAAAGUAAGAAGGACAAAACAGAUGGAGCACCAGUCGUAGCAAUUGCUGCUGCAGAGAAGGAUGUCGUGUCUCAAGCCCAAGUCGCUUUGGGGAAUAGUCGUAAUACGUCCUUUGAGAACACACAAUCAACAGACUUGGCUGAGGCCAAUCAAAUGGGGAAUAUUGCACUUGAACCAGUUGGGAUAGUACCAGCAUUGACCGCGAAAACUGAACCGGAGGAGGUGGAGAAUGGUAAUGGUGAAUGCAAGACGUUAAAGAAGGUGAAAAAUGAAAAGAUGGAAUCUCCUGUCUCCACGCCAGCCCCUCCCCCCCUCCACCUCCUGGCCGCAGUAGGCAACAGUGAGAUUUCCUCGCCGUGUGAGCAGAUAAUGGUGCGAACACGCUCAGUGGCGGUGAACACAUCCGAUGUGGCCCUGGCUACCGAACCCGAGUGCCUGGGGCCCUGCGAGCCCGGUACCAGUGUCAAUCUCGAAGGCAUUGUGUGGCAGGAAACUGAGGACGGCAUGCUGGUGGUCAAUGUUACCUGGAGAAACAAGACGUACGUGGGAACCCUUUUGGACUGCACUCGCCAUGACUGGGCUCCCCCCAGGUUUUGUGAAUCCCCGACAAGUGAUCUGGAGAUGAGGAAUGGCCGCGGUCGAGGCAAGCGCAUGAGACCGAAUAGCAACACCCCUAUCAACGAGAACAGCAAUUCAUCAGACAACAAGGGCACCACCAACAACAAGACACGUGCUGCCGCCAACAGCAAGGGCCGGAGGGGCAGCCAGACGCCGUCGGAGCGCCGCACGCCACCCAACAGUAACACGGAGGACAUCAAGGCGAGUCCCUCCUCAGCUGGAAAACGCAAGACCAAACCGGCCUCGGACAUGGAGCCCAAUUCCAGCUCAGAGGACACCAAAGGUAACAAACGGAUGCGGACAAACUCCAACAGCGGAGGGCUGGGACCAACAGGUCUGCCCAUCACUUCCAUUAAGACUGAGCCACUUCCACCUCCCCUCGAUCGCAGCUGCCCUUCUCCAGUUCUUAUUGAUUGUCCACAUCCUAACUGCAACAAGAAGUACAAGCACAUCAAUGGUCUCAAGUACCACCAAGCCCGUGCCCAUAACGAUGAUGACAUCAAGUUGGAGAUAGAUGCAGACAGUGAAUAUGGAGAGGAUUCAACUCUCCACCCGGAACCAGGGAACUGUAAUGGAGCAUCUAUCUCUCAGAAAGGAUCCUUGUCUCCAGCCCGUUCGGUUACUCCGAAAGGCAGGAACUUUGAAGCUCAGAGUCCUUCCCCGUCUCCUGGCAAGUUUGGUUCAAAGCAGAGUAAAAAGAAAAUGGCAGAGACAGAUCCAGACACAGCAGGUACACCGAUGGAGGGGUGUGAGGAUGGGGCAUGUCUCACCGAUGAGGCCAGUAAUGAUGGUAUAGAUGAUAAGAGAGGAUCGGAAAAGUCCAAAAAGGGUAGCGCCAGCCUCAAAGCCGAUAAAAUGGCCCAGAAAAAUAUGAAAUCGCCGAGGCCCAUCGGCCCCGCGACUACAGCACCCCAGCAGAUGUACGCUUAUCCUCCUGGAAACCCAAGUUCUUCCCCGGGGCUUACCCCAAUGAUACAAGGUGUUCCCAAGAGUCCUCAAAUGAAAGGGACUCAGCCUAAACCCCCUGCCAUUGUAGAUUCUGCCUCCAGUAGCUCCAAAGACAAGAAGAAGAAAGACAAGAAGAAAAAGGAUGGUGCGAAGGAAGCUGACAGCCCCAAGCCUCCGGGAAAGGGUGGAAAACUAGAGGAAGGUAAGCUUCCAUAUGCUGAGCCUUGUGAUCAAGGUAUUAAGGGGGAAGGACUCCUCAAUGGUUCCUCAGAUCCUCAUCAGAGUCGCUUGGCCAGUAUGAAGGCUGAGGCUGACAAGAUUUACAGCUUUUCAGACAAUGCCCCUAGCCCAUCUAUUGGUGUAGCCAGUCGGAUAGAUGGUAGUGGGAUGCCGCAGCCUCUCACGCCACUUCAUGGCGCAAACCAAAAUGGUGCUGACAAUUCUUCCGUCAAAACUAAUAGCCCGGCUUAUUCUGACAUUUCAGAUGCUGGGGAGGACGGUGAAGGGAAGCUAGAAGGCGGUGUCAAAGUGAGGACGGAGGAACAAGCCAUCAGGGAUAGUGUGAAAAAAGCACUUUUCUCCAAUCCGCCACCCAACAAAGAAUCCCCCUACUACGCCGGCUAUGAUGCAUAUUACUCCCCCAAUUACGUCAACCCCAGUGCCAGCGGGUCCAAUCCAGGCACGCCAGGGGCUGAAGGUCAGAUAAAGAUCAAAAGAGAAGAAGACCUGGACCACAUUGAGGAAAAAGUCAAGGUUGAGGUUCAUGAAGAUCGCAAACCUGACAUUGGUGUUCCUGGUCAGCUACAGCAGCAACAACAACAGCAACAACAACAACUGCAGCAGCAACAACAACAGCAGCAGCAGCAGCAGCAACAACAACAACAACAACAGCAGCAUCAGCAACAACAGCAGCAGCAACAACAGCAACAGCAGCAACCGUCAGUCAUUCAACAGCGAUCCAACAUGUACAUGCAACCUCUUUACUACAACCAGUAUGCGUACGUCCCCCCAUACGCAUACCAUCCCGAUCAGGCCUACCACAACCACUUGAUGAACACCAACCCAGCCUACCGGCAACAGUACGAGGAACGGCAGAGACAGAUGGCUGAACAGCAUCGUGCUUCUGAGAAGAAGUCAGAUGUGGCCAUAAAAGAGCGGGAGGCCUCCAUGAAGGAGGAGUGGAAACAGAAGAGCCCCAUGCCCCCAAGCCUCUCCAAAGCCCCAAGUCAGUCAGACCUGGGAAAGACGCCGCAACCCCCGGGAAAAUUAAGGGAUUCGCCCUCUGAGCUCUCCUCCAAAUCCAGUGGAAGCAUAAAGGUGGAGGACGGAAAGUCCCAGCAAGCUGAGGGGCUGAAGAUGAAGCUGACUGAAGGGGGUCACCAUGGAAAGGAAGACUCCAAGCAAGCACUCGAGUCCAGAGGCCAGGCAGGGAUGGAGCAGGGCGUAUGGUACAGACAGCAAUUCCCCGAGGGCCAGAAGCCACAAGCAGAAGACGAACACCAGCAACCUCGAUGGAAAGACGAAAGGGACCGAGAACGGGAACGGGAUCGUAAAUUAAAGGACGACAGGCCUCGGGCCAAGGACAGUCAAAGUGCGCCCAAGGAGGACAGCAAAGAAAGUAGUGAUCCCAGAAUCUCUUCUGAGGACCACCGGGCUCUGAGCAAAGACUCUCGUUCUAAUCCCCACAUGCAGUUUUCAUCACCACUAGCGCAACACCAAGGAUACAUGCCCUACAUGCAUGGUUAUCCCUAUGGACAAGGCUAUGACCCCAACCACCCUGGAUACCGGGGCAUGCCCUCAGUUAUGAUGCAGAAUUACCCAGGCUCGUAUCUACCCGGAGGUUAUCCCUUUUCUCCAUAUGGAGGUAAAAUGAGCGGCGGCGAGGAGGGCGGCGACAAGUCUCGCGCCAGCCCGACCGUCACCAAAACGGCAACAGACUCCAAAGCCCUGGAUAUCCUGCAUCAGCACGCCAGCCAAUACAAGAGCAAAUCCCCCACGGUAGGCGACAAGCCGCCCCACGACCGGGAGCGGGAGCAGGACCGAGGAGCGUCCGGAGACCGGGAACGGGAGCGGGAGAGGGAGCGGGAAAGAGACGUGGACCGGCCGCGCUCCUCGCCCUCCCAGCGCAUCAUGCCCUCGCACCACCACCUGGGAUACCCUCUGCUCUCAGGGCAAUACGACCUGUCCUAUGCCACAGGGAAACCCGACCGUCACACCUCAACCCUGCAAAGAUUCAUGUGACUGGCUCACAUGAGAAGACGAUCUCCUGGGUGUUACCUUUAGACAUCAGUUGAAUGGUGUUUCUAUCUAUAUUUUUAUUUUCUUCUGCUGAAAAAGGACAGGCAGAUGAUUUUUUUUUUCUCUUUUCUCUCUCUCUCUCUCUGUCUCUCUCUCUCCUCCCCCGUCGUAAAUGACCCUUGAAUUCUCUCUAAACCUCGGACUGUAACAGGACUGAUCUUAACCCAGGUUCAAAGCCAUGGCUCUGCCCCACCACGCAGAGGAAACACCAACCCGCUGAUUACCUAGUCUUUGCACUGUCAACACAUACAAUGCAAGAAGAGACUAUUGGACUGCCAGAACAGCUUUUGUUGUUGUUAUUGUUGUUUUUUUUUUUUUUCCUUUUUGACUGCAUUGUUCUUUUGUCGCACGCAGAAAGAAAGUGGCAGUGAUUCUGGGGGGAGUUGGGUGGCUGAAGGGGGGAAAAAAGAGGAGUCAAACUAAAUUAAAGACUGAAUCAUACUAAAAAUGAUUUCAACUCAUUGUCUCUCUCUCAUGAACGCCGUGAAACAAACCGUAUAUCCGUGACUUGACAAAUGUUUGGUUAUAUUUUGUGGGGGAAUAUGGCAACCGCUGCUUCCUUCAGAGACUUUAGAGCCUGAGACUGAAGUUUAUCAUUUCCCCAACCGUCAUUGUUAAUUCCCACCUUCUUUGAACCCCCGUUCAUGUUUCAGGGAUGAUGUCGUCAUGUUUUUGCGAAGGGACCGCACACACCUCAAUGGAGAAUAAACACUACUCAUGUUUUA
Messenger RNA from Limanda limanda (common dab), 5540 nucleotides. RefSeq names its product zinc finger protein 609-like. Gene Ontology annotation, cellular component: nucleus. Gene Ontology annotation, biological process: regulation of transcription by RNA polymerase II. The transcript is spliced from 8 exons. The record is from RefSeq and is a predicted model, not a curated record. Lineage: Eukaryota; Metazoa; Chordata; Actinopteri; Pleuronectiformes; Pleuronectidae. The coding region runs from base 469 to 4758 and encodes 1429 amino acids.